Cephus cinctus (wheat stem sawfly) is the source of this 1121-nucleotide messenger RNA. Its product is annotated as hemolymph lipopolysaccharide-binding protein. Bases 73 to 783 code for a protein of 236 amino acids. Lineage: Eukaryota; Metazoa; Arthropoda; Insecta; Hymenoptera; Cephidae. The transcript has 2 exons. The record is from RefSeq and is a predicted model, not a curated record.
UGCUUUAUAAAGAGCGAAGAGGUCCUAAGGUACUUUAGUGAAGUCUUGAUUUUGCCUUGUGUUGUAUAAGAGAUGAGAACGCAUACCGAAAUGGGGAAAUUCUGUACAGUAGUGUACACAUUAGUCAUAUUAUGGUGUUGUACGCUAGGAGCAAAUGGGGAUACUAACACCAAUUCCGCUCAAUCCGCUUGUGCAACCAGCGACCUUUUCAAAAUUAUUUCGGGUACUCAGAAUACAAGAAAAAUUAAUCCAUUCAGUCCUAUCCUGCCUGUAUAUGUGAGUGCAGAUGCCAUAAAUAUUAAUGUUUCAAUUAAUUACUGGGAUUCAAAUACCGAGGAGAUUAAACAUAAAACACAUAAAGCGCCAAUCAAAAAGAUCAGAAGUGAUUAUACUUUGACGGAAGGCAUAGGCUAUCACAAAUUCCACAAGACGAAACGAAACUGGAAUGAUGCUCGCAAAUCUUGCAUCGCUGAAAAUGCUCAACUAGCAGUUAUCAAUUCUGCGAAGGAGGAGAAUUUAUUGCGUCAACUGAUAAAAGUGAAUACAGAAGCAGAUAGAGAAUAUCAAGCUUUCAUAGGUGUACACGAAUUAUUCCACAAAGCAGAUUGGGUGACCGUUACCGGUGAACCUUUGCGCAGAACAGGACAUGAUGUAUGGGCACGUGGAGAGCCGAAUAGCUACCUCGGAACGGACGAGGACUGUGCCACUCUAGAUAAAAAUCGAGGAAUGAAUGAUGAGUCCUGUUAUUAUCAAUAUUACUACAUUUGUGAAAUACCUUUAUAACCCGAAGAGUAACUGUAAUGUUAUUAUCUGACUCUACUUGCCUAGAUCUGUGAAUCGUUCUUUAAGAAUUAAAUAAAGAAUAUUUAAUCCUUCAGUUUUCAAUAUAAUUUUAUUUGGCAGCGAUAAUAUUUCUUCCUUUUUAGUCUACACACUUUUCUUACGCUGUUUUACCAAUGCACGUUCCCUGUCAAAACGGAGCUUUUUAUACACUGAGAUUGGAUUUAUGAAAAUUGUUCGCAUUCCUGUUCUUUUGGCAUUACCUGUAAUGCUAGCAAUUAGUUCAUGGUUUAGAGGAUGUAUCUGCAGAUCAUACUAAUAAACCGGCGGUAUAACAAGUA